GUCUGCUAUGUGUCUGUAGAAGUGAGAUUAUGGUUUUAUUUAUAUCUAUGGAUUAAAUUAUUAAAGAUACUUGCUUAGAGAACAAUUUUGUGCAGAGAUUGACAAAGUAAAGUGAACAUUGUAAUUUUGGCUAUUUUAACGUUGUUGUGCCUGCUUCCCAUUUUCUGGUUCCAAGACACAUGUUUAAAACAUCCUAGACCUGGAGUGUAUGAACUUUCUUUUAUGCUUUAACGUAUUAAAAUAAACAUUUUUAAAGAUUUGAAUCAAAAUUACAAAAUGGCUUACCAUGAUAACUUACGUACAAUUCCAUUAACUGGAACAGCAUCUGAAUCUGAGGAAGAUGGAGAAAUUGUUAAGGAUAUAGAUAUGAAAGAGUUACCUACUAUUAAUGAAGAAGACCAUGAGAGUGAAAGCUCUAAGGAUGAAGGAGAUGAUUCUUUAGACAUUAAACCUCCUCAGGCAUCUAUUAAAUCACGGGACACUCGUCGUGAUGACAGAAAGAAAAGUAGACAUUCGAGGAAACAUGAUUCAAGAAGAAGGGAUCACCAUCGAAGUCAUGAUAGAAAUUCUCGCCGUGAGGGCCGAACUUGGCAAACAGAGCCUGGACGAAAAGAUAGAGAUGCUGAUAAUCGCACUGUAAGAUAUAGGGAUGAUGGAUCUAGAUCAAAGGAACGAGACUAUCGAAAAAAUAUGGAUGUUCGAGAUUUAUCGGAUAUCCGUGACAUUCGGGAAAUUAGGGUGAAAAAGGAUGUCCGUGAUUCUAGGGAUAGAUCUAGUGACAAAAGCAAGGAUGAAAGACACCUUGAAAGACUAGAAGAGAAAAAAAUGGAAUGGAGGAAAAAGAGAUUACUCUUCAUUGAAAAACAAAGAGAACAAGAUAGAGAACCUAUGGAUAGGUCUUGGGCUUACAGAGAAGAUAGCCAGUCUUCUGGCAGAGACUUGAGAGAAAAAUUACGGGAAAAAGAACGCAUACAGCAAGAGAAAGAACGGAGAUUAGAAAGAUUUCGUACAUCUCCGAAAGAACAAGAUGAAAUUCCUUCUGAAAAUAUAGAAAAGGAUAAAAAAGCUCUCCCACUUGCAUUUAUGGAAGAAGAACCUAUGGAUUAUGAAGAAGACAAAGAAGUAGAGGAAGAAGAGGAGAGUGAUCAACAAAGUGAAGAAAAGGAAGAAGAAAAUGAAAAAGAUGAUACUGAAAGUGAUACAGAAAGCAGUGGAAGUGAUACUGAAGGUUCCAGUCAUAAUUCGAAAGGAGAAGAAGAAGAGGAAGAGGAGGAGGAAGAAGCUGCAGUAGAAGAAACUUCUGAAGAAGAGGGUGAAGUUAAAAAGGAGGCAGAACCAGAGAAGAGUACAUCCCCUGUGAAAGAAGAAGUUCCUACUCCAGCUCCUGAACCUGCCCCUUACAAACCAGCAAUACAAGGUUGUCGAAGUGUAGAAGAGUUCCAUUGUUUGAACAGGAUUGAGGAAGGAACAUAUGGAGUUGUUUAUAGAGCUAGAGAUAAGAGAACAGAUGAAAUUGUUGCUCUAAAACGUUUGAAAAUGGAAAAGGAGAAGGAAGGUUUUCCUAUAACAUCUCUGAGAGAAAUAAAUACUUUAUUAAAAGCACAGCAUCCUAAUAUUGUAACAGUGCGAGAAAUUGUUGUUGGAAGUAAUAUGGAUAAAAUAUAUAUAGUGAUGGAUUACGUUGAACAUGAUUUAAAAAGUUUAAUGGAAACUAUGAAGCAGCCAUUUUUAGUGGGAGAAGUGAAAACUCUAAUGUUGCAGUUACUGUGUGCUGUUGCUCAUCUGCAUGAUAAUUGGAUAUUGCAUAGAGAUCUGAAGACUUCCAAUUUAUUAUUGAGUCAUAAAGGUGUUUUAAAGGUUGGAGAUUUUGGUUUAGCUCGUGAAUAUGGCUCCCCUCUUAAACCUUAUACUCCUGUUGUUGUGACACUCUGGUAUAGAGCGCCUGAAUUAUUACUUGGUGCAAAACAAUAUUCAACACCAAUUGAUAUGUGGUCAGUGGGUUGUAUAUUUGGGGAACUACUUACAAUGAAGCCUCUUUUCCCUGGAAAAUCCGAAAUUGAUCAACUUAAUAGGAUUUUCAAAGACUUGGGAACACCCAGUGAGAAAAUAUGGCAUGGCUACAGUGAAUUGCCAUUAGUUAAAAAAGUAACAUUCACUGAAUAUCCAUACAACAAUUUAAGAAGUCGUUUUGGUCAUAACUUCACAGAUUUAGGAUUCGACCUUUUGAAUAGAUUUUUAACAUACAAUCCAUCAAGGAGAAUUACAGCUGAAGAUGCAAGUAAACAUGAAUUCUUUAAUGAGAAACCAAAACCUGUUUCACCGAACAUGUUUCCCACAUGGCCUGCCAAGAGUGAGCAGGGCCAUCGUAAAGCGCAGAGCAGUCCUAAACCACCUUCAGGUGGUAAACAGUAUGCCAGACAAAUGGGAGAAGCAGAUGAUGAAGGAUUGAUGGCCGCUGCUGGUUUUCAUAUGGCUGGAGCCCAGGAAGGACAUUCAGCUAAAGGAGCUGGUUUCAGUUUGAAGUUUUAGAACAUUAAUCUAUGUACAUAUUACCACUUAUGUAAAUAAAUAUUAUUUUGCAUAUUUAGUUCCAAUUAAGGCACUGAAAGAAAUCA
Molecule: messenger RNA, 2615 nt
Organism: Argiope bruennichi
Lineage: Eukaryota; Metazoa; Arthropoda; Arachnida; Araneae; Araneidae
Gene: Pitslre
Product: cyclin-dependent kinase 11B-like
Exons: 17
Coding region: 277-2529 (750 amino acids)
Biological process (GO): regulation of mitotic cell cycle; protein phosphorylation
Cellular component (GO): nucleus
Molecular function (GO): ATP binding; cyclin-dependent protein serine/threonine kinase activity
Source: RefSeq, a predicted model, not a curated record